Messenger RNA from Phanerochaete carnosa HHB-10118-sp, 1472 nucleotides. RefSeq lists its product as uncharacterized. The record is from RefSeq and is a predicted model, not a curated record. Lineage: Eukaryota; Fungi; Basidiomycota; Agaricomycetes; Polyporales; Phanerochaetaceae. Bases 126 to 1454 code for a protein of 442 amino acids. Gene Ontology annotation, molecular function: oxidoreductase activity; FMN binding. The transcript has 8 exons.
UGAUGUCGACGUCAUGGGUUACCUUCACGGUGGAUAUAUAGCGAACGCGUGCAGGAGUGGUGAUGUAGCAACAACUUCGCUUGUCUUGGCACAUUCCUCUGGGAAUAGUAGAAGCCUUAGUCGACAUGGAUCCCACCAACAAGCCCAAAGGACCCUCUCCUCACUACUCCCUCUACCAGCGCGAAGUCUUCAGGCGCGGUGGAGAGGAAGGAAUGCUCCCUAGUUUCUCUGUUCAUCCCGAGGAAUUGCAGGAAUCCACCAAGAAGAAAUUAAACGAUCGCGGAUACUUCUACGCGAACUCCAACGCUGGUCUGGGCUGGACAGAUCGCGCCAACCGCGAGGCAUUUUACAAGUGGCGCAUUGUGCCCAGGACUUGUGUUGACACCAGCACGCGAGACCUCACUACAACCAUCUUUGGCCACAAAAUCCCCGCGCCUAUCAUGUUCGCCCCCAUUGGCAUCAACAAGCUCUACUCUUCCAAUGGUGAGCUGGUCCCGGCCACCAUCGCAGGAGAGCUUGGCCUUCCGUACUGCCUGUCGACAGCGGCCUCACAGCCCAUCGAGGCUGUUGCCGCCGCCAACGAUAAGGCAGCCUCAGUGCGCAACGAGAGCAAUAGUGUCCACCAGUAUAGCGGGACGAACGGCGGCAAUGCAAAAAGCCCCCGGUUCUUCCAGCUGUACAUGGGCCACGACGACGAAAUCACGCUUUCCCUGCUCAACCGCGCUUGGGAUGCUGGCUUCGACGUCCUGAUGCUCACCACCGACACCUGGCAGCUCGGCUGGCGACCGACAGACAUUAACAUCGCGAACUACGUCUUCUACUACGGCGGAACGGUCGGAAACGAGGUCGGCAUGUCGGACCCCGUCUUCAUGAAGAAACAUAGCAAGGAGCUCGAGCAGGACUCCGGCAAGUGGAUCGACUCCAGCGUGUGGCACGGCAAGCCACACACCUGGGAGAAGAUCAAGUGGCUGAUCAAGCAGUGGAAACACAUCUCCGGCGGCCGCCCGUUCGUCAUCAAGGGCAUCCAGAACGCCGCAGAUGCACGGAUGGCACAUGAAGUCGGCUGCGAGGGCAUCGUCGUGACGAAUCAUGCCGGCCGUCAGGUCGACGGCGCCGUCGGAAGCCUGGAGGUCCUCCCUGAAAUCGUCGAGGCUGUCGGUGACAAGAUGACCAUCAUCUUCGACUCCGGUAUCCGCACAGGCCCUGACGUCUUCAAGGCCAUCGCGCUCGGCGCGCAUGCCGUCAUGGUCGGCAGGCUCUACGUCUGGGGCAUGUCUCACGAGGCAGAGGCCGGUUGCCGGCACGUCAUCAAGAGCCUGCUCGCGGAUUUGGAUAUCACGAUGACUGUCGCCGGGUACCGCAGCAUCCGCGAGGACGUCUUCCGCAACAAGGACGCCCUCAGGUACAACCCGUACGGAGUGCCGCCGGCCAAGGACGACCAUGCAAAGCUGUGACUUGCCAACGCGCCCUCU